This is a messenger RNA of Cooperia oncophora, 495 nucleotides long. NCBI's taxonomy places the organism in Eukaryota, Metazoa, Nematoda, Chromadorea, Rhabditida, Trichostrongylidae. The record is from the annotation of a GenBank genome assembly.
AUGGUAUUUAAGCGACUUCGGGUAGAGUUGAACAUUCUAUAUUACCAUUGGUUCCGGGGUCCAGUGACCACUGCAAUGAAGCGUCUUGCUGUUGAACUUGCGUUCGUGAUCUGUGCACUACAAUUCGUCAGUUUACAAGGCCAGAAUGAUACCACUGGUGGCAACUCUUCUGCAGUCGACUCCAUGACUACUGUUGUUGCUGACGGCGCCGGUAACAGCAGUAGCAGCAUCGAUAGCGACUCCUCCAGCGACGGUAAUGGAACUACUAUUAUAACGGAGGGAGAUGGAUCCACUGAUGCGGAAAGCGGAAGCACUGCUUCGCAUUCACCAGACGCAACCGUCACUGUUGAUCUUCAAACCACAGACGAAUUUCCAUAUAGCGAACUGCUCGACGACGCAGUAGAUGAAGACGAGGAGAACGCACAAACCCGUCCAUUCUCCCUUACUUAUGGUAUUUCACUUGUAAUUAUCUGUCAUUUGCUCUGCUACGUCUAA